Schistosoma turkestanicum is the source of this 1297-nucleotide messenger RNA. Lineage: Eukaryota; Metazoa; Platyhelminthes; Trematoda; Strigeidida; Schistosomatidae. The record is from the annotation of a GenBank genome assembly.
AAAUAAUUUUAAAAAUUUUAUUUAUUAUGACUACUAUAAAUCUUUUCAUUUUAUCACUCUUGUUUAUAAAAUGUGAAUCAAGUAGUCUGUUUUUAAAUAUUAAUAAUGUUAAUACUACUAUUAACAAUAAAAGUAGUAUAAAUGAUAAUAAUAAUAAUAAUGAAAAUCGCAUAAAUUAUCAUGAAUUCUGGACAUUGUGGAAAUUAAAAUAUAAUCAAUAUUAUGUUGAACCAAUGGAAGAAUUGAAACGUUUUAUUUAUUGGAAAAUGAAUACUGAUGAAAUUUUAUUACAUAAUUUAAAAUAUGAUUUAAAUUUAAAAUCAUAUCGUAAAUCAAUAAAUCAAUACACGGCAACAGAUUGGAGUGAAUUUGAGAAAAAAAAAACCAAACGGAAAUUUAACACAUUGACAUUGAAUAAAAAAUAUUUACAAAAUAAAAUUGAUGCACUUUCUAUGAAUAAAUAUAGAAAUUUCAAUAGAAUAAACAAUGAUUUACCAGAUAAUUUUGAUUGGAGAGAUAAUGAUACAGUGACUCCAGUAAAGACACAAGAUAACUGUGCAUCAUCAUGGGCAAUGGCUUCAGUGGAAGCAUUAGAAGGACAAAUUAAAUUAAAAACAGGAAUUCUAACUGCAUUAUCAGCUCAACAACUAGUUGAUUGUAUUGGAGAUGAUGAAUGUGAAGAGAAUUCAUUAACUGUGGCAUUUGAUUAUAUAAAAGAGAAAGGUGUUGAAUCUCAAGAAAAUUAUCCUUUUACUGGUGAAGUAGGAAAUUGUACUUAUGAUUUAACGAAGGCUACAGCAACUUUAUCUUCUUAUAAACAAGUAGAAAGUAAUAAUGAGAUUGAACUACAAAAGGCUUUAUAUAACAUUGGUCCUAUAGCAGUAAGAAUUUCAAUGACUCAAGAUUUUCUUGCUUACGAAAGUGGAGUUUUAUUGAUCGAUACUUGUCAAGAUAAAGAACCAUUCGAAUCUGUUUUACUAAUAGGUUAUGGUAUAGAAAAUGAUCAACCAUAUUGGUUAGUGAAAUUCUCAAUGGGCGACCAAUUCGCUGAUCAUGGUUAUAUGAAAUUAGCUAGAAAUUAUGGAAAUAUGUGUCAUAUUGCUAGUUAUGCAUAUUAUCCUGUUAUAUGAUUAACAGUAAUAAUAAUAAUAAUAACAAACUGAGAGGAUAAAAAUAUCAAUGAAAUGCUUAAAAUUGAAUAUGAUCUUUUGUUUUAAGUGACAAUUUCACUCCUUUUUUUCAUUUUGUUUCUAAAAUGUUUCGAUUUGUAUAAUUCAAUUUAAAAUGAUUUGAAUUA